AUGAAUAACUGGCAGGCCUCCACACAUGUAGGCGACGAGCAGCCGUCGUCUUCUCAAUACCCCGGCUGGCCCGUGUCUGCCAAUCUUCAUAGCCAAACCUCGCCGAAUCCCAGUCGUGGAGAGCGUGCAGCGCGGCCAACAUUGUUGACGACGGCAUUGAGUGGCUCGCAGUUAUAUCACGCCUCGACUCCUCUGUCCACCACGUCCCUGUCUAGUCCGUUUACCUUGACACAGGCACAAUCUCCAGCGGUUUCAACUCCUGUACAAGACAUAUCCUCAUCUUCAAUGGCGUUAAGGCAUCAUGCUGCCUAUACCAUCCCCUACAACCCACAGGACUGGGGCCCGGUGGGUGGCCCUGCCGCUCAGGCUGCGUAUCCUCAAUCAAACAAUGUACAUCGUGUAAUUCACCAGCAAAGGGCCCAUGCAGACGCAUCACUGUCUCCGCCGCCUCCGCCAUACUCGCCCCCGCAUAAUCAGACCCGAGCACCCCAGGAUGCCUAUGCCCAAGCGGGUCCAAAUAAUGGAGCCGCCCCUCCUCCGCCGGCGUCUCAUCAAUCAUACAGAUCAGGCGAGUUUGAAAAUCCCGUGGACUAUCAGAGACAGCCAGUCCAUCGACCCCGCCCGCUCUCAAUGGUAUAUGGUAACGAGACCGAACUAUAUCGGCAGUCGUUGCCCCCUCCCCCUCCACCACAAGGGAACCUGGGAUCAAGGUCGGUUUCUCAACAACGAAACGACAACUAUCAGAAUAUUGCCUAUAGGUCCCCUUUGACCCCAUCUCAAUCACGAACUUCAACAUCGGGAUAUGACCAAUCCGUUUCUUCUCCAGGUCCGUUGAACCAUUUGCCAGGGCCAGCCAGUGGCCUCUAUGAUGCUCAAUUGAGGCCUCCUGCGUCUCGGAGAGCCGCCUCUGCUGGGGCUGUCCCUAGCAGUGCAGGAUCCUCAAGAGCGCCAGCUUUGUCGAGAGGGCCAUCCCCAUCGACCAAUGGCUGGGGGCUUGGUAUGUCUCUUCCGCCGCCACCCCCAGGGCCACCUCCCACAAAUAGAGCUGUGAGCGUAAGCGGUUCUUCUGAGUCAUCUUCGGCCAGAACACCCCAGGCUCAAGGCUCAAAUCGUCCGAGAGCCCGGCCUCCACCAUUAAUGGGGACGGGACUGGGCAGUAUUCCGCCAACACCGGCCGGCUGGGUGGACGAAGAAUACAUAAAUCACCGUCCCGAUGUGCAACAGGAAUCGCCUCCUGUUGAUACUGUCAGCAUCGUGCAGAGUCCCGUGCAAAGCCCAGAUCCAAUCAGCAGUCCAAAUCCAAAUCAACAAUCACAACAGUCUCAAAGGACGCCCAGUAGCGGUGGCAAUGGUCUUUUCCGCAGCUCGGCUGUUCGAGAUUCCAGUGCUAAAGGUAUCCGCGAAAGACGAAUCGAGCGACGAAAUCGUCAAAGUCAAGUCCUCGAUGAUACAAACGCGGGCACCCCAAUCAGUUCAAACCCUUGGGCAGAUGCCUUGGAGCAAAUUGUGCCGUCAGAUCUUGUUUUCCCAGAGACCACAGAUAGUCCAGACCAUACUCGCCAAGCUUCCUCGCGAUAUACUCCUCGAAGCACCCGAAGUAUUGGCUCCGACGGCCCAUUUCCAACCUCUCGAUCUCGAGCCUCUUCUACGGGCCUUUUCUCCGAUCAGUCCCCAUCUUUACACACGCCGAAAGUUGGACAAAGCCCUGCACCUCCACUUACUUCAUUUGCACACACGCCCCCAUUCUCUCCAAAUGGAGAGUCGUCGUCUUCAUACCCAAAAGUAGUGUCCCAAGCGGUGCCACCAAAGGCCCUGCCCACUCCGCCCCUCAAUUCGGCCACAGAGUCCCAGCCACGUUCGCGUGCCCCAUCUCGCGGUUCGGAGGACCGGCCUAUCUCUCAUAUACUGCAUAUACCCAACGAUACCGUAACAAUGAUGAGGCCAUUGUCACCGCGUCGUCUGCCUCCUCUUCAAACAGGCCAGCAGACCUCAUCAGAGCCGGCAGUAAAGCAGGAUACUUUAUUUGUUCAAAAUUCUAUUGAACGGUAUAAAAUAUUUAUUGAACAAGAAGCCAAUGCAGCAGACGAGGCUGAGGCUCUAAAGUUGUUUACUGAGUUCAUAAUAUCAGAGUCCCAAAUUCGGCGUCGACGAUAUGAAAGUGUAUUUGACGCUGGCUCUUUUGAUUCAGGAAAUGUGCUCAAACGACUUUUUGAAAUUCCCUCAGAUGAUCAGUCUUCAAGAAGCAUUCGGCCGAACCCGACUUUGCAAAUACCCUCCACCAGACCCAGCCGGCCUGAGUCUGCAUGGUGGAACAAUUAUCAACCUUGCCUAUCCCCCAUUGCCAGUCUCGGUAUGAGCAAUGAUGAAAUGAGCUCCAGAGGCCGCGCACCCAGCCGCUGGUGGGAAUCCAAAACAGGAUCCAGCAGUGAUGGAGCUGGACGGAAGGUACAACGAUCGAAACGAGAGUCCAAGUACAUGGGUCUGCCCAGAGAGGCCAUGCAGUGGGAUCAAGACCCACAACAAACGCCAUCGAAGCUGGAUGAUAUCGCCUCUAAUUACACUGAUCACCGCGCUUCAUACGGCCCUGACGAAUAUCCAGCAGAGAAAGUUGGCUGGCAUGAAAAUUCUACGAACACUGCUGCAUCUGGCGCUGGCUCGGCUUACUCCAGCGCGGCAAACGGUAAUCAGAUCAUGCAACCACCUACCAUCCAGAAACUUGACAUUUCGCGUCUGGUGACGCUACCUCCACCGUAUCCGCGCCACUAUCCCGCAGUGAAUAACAGUCACCCGGACCUAGUCACCUAUAGAACCAUUGUCCGGUCGAUUACUGACCUUACGGAAAUCAAAGCUACUCGAGAGCGAUACCAGGCGGACAUCGAAAAAAUGACCCAAGACCAUCAAAAUCAAGUUCGUGAAGGACGUCGGCAUUUCAAGUCUAACAUUCAAAGUCAGAUUCAAGAAGGGAGCCUUACUUUUGCUGAAGCCGCCGAAGCCGAAGCUGCAAUGAUGGUGGAUGAUAAUAAGCGUGAAAGAGAACUGGUCAAGCGGCAAUUAGACGAAUACCAAGAUAGCUUGCUGCGGCCUAUUCAUGCUAUAUUGUCGGAUCGAAUUGCUAAAGCAACAACCUGCAUUGAUGAACUGAGCAGCCGACUGUUUGAUGACGCACAGCAUGAGACGCCAGAUCAAACUCAGGAACAGGGUGACGAGAAGCCUGAGCUCUUGGAGAAGUUGACUCAAUUGAAAUGGUUGUUCGAGGCACGAGAGCAACUCCACCGGGAAACCUUUGAUCUCAUCAGCGGCCGCGACGAAAAAUACAAAGUAGUUGCCUUAUUGCCGUAUCAGCAAAGCAAGAACGAUGAAAAGCUUCGCGAAACGCAAGCCUUCUUUUCCAAGGACGCUUUGGACCGACGAGUCCAGUAUGAGACUUCUGCUCUUGCUCGUCUUGAAUCAUUUUUAGACGUUAUCGAGCAAAAUGUUGUUCGAGGAGUGGAGGUGCAGCUUUCUGCAUUCUGGGACAUCGCCCCCUCCCUCCUCACAUUGGUGCAGCAAGUUCCCGAAAACCUGCAAGGCUUCCAAGUUCAGAUCCCUGUGAGCGAGUAUGAAGAGAAUCCUAGUUAUCAUUCGCAUCCCUUGCAGUAUCUCUACUCACUGGUCUCUCAUGCCGAGAGGUCCAGUUACCAAUAUAUCGAGUCGCAGACGAACCUUCUCUGUCUACUCCAUGAGGUCCGCUCUGCCUUGAUGCGAGCCAACCGCAAUCUUGCAGAGGCAGAUAGGAUUUGGCGAGGCGAGCCCGAGGAGUACGUGCGCCGGGAUAUGCAAACUGCGCGCGCAGAUGAGGAGUUGGCCCUGACUACGGACUUAAAAGACAAGGUGACGACCGUUGAGGGACAGUGGGCCGAGGCUCUUGGAAGUCAAAUUGAAGGGCUUCGAAGUCGGAUCAAGGAUCAGCUUUUGGCUGAGGAUGGAUGGGAAGAAAUGGAACAGUUGGAGCAGGAGUAG
This is a messenger RNA of Penicillium macrosclerotiorum, 3999 nucleotides long. RefSeq lists its product as uncharacterized. The coding region runs from base 1 to 3999 and encodes 1332 amino acids. NCBI's taxonomy places the organism in Eukaryota, Fungi, Ascomycota, Eurotiomycetes, Eurotiales, Aspergillaceae. The transcript has 3 exons. The record is from RefSeq and is a predicted model, not a curated record.